Molecule: messenger RNA, 1809 nt
Organism: Recurvomyces mirabilis
Lineage: Eukaryota; Fungi; Ascomycota; Dothideomycetes; Mycosphaerellales; Teratosphaeriaceae
Exons: 5
Coding region: 1-1809 (602 amino acids)
Molecular function (GO): flavin adenine dinucleotide binding; NADP binding; N,N-dimethylaniline monooxygenase activity
Source: RefSeq, a predicted model, not a curated record
AUGCAUCAAGCGAACGGUCUUCCGCCAUCUGGUGGCCAAUCGCACAUGCCCAGCGUCGUUAAUGGUAUCAAUGGAGUGGCGCAGAGCUACGACUAUCCAGAGCCGACGGCGGACGGGCCCUAUCAAGUUCUCGACCAAUAUCAUAGCAGACCUCGACGGUUACGGGUAGCAUGUGUCGGCGCUGGAGCUUCCGGACUAUGUCUUGCAUACAAGAUGGGGAAGAUGCUGGAGGCUGGAAGCUGGGAGUUGACGUUGUUCGAGAAGAACAAAGAGUUUGGUGGCACAUGGUAUGAGAACACCUACCCUGGUGUUGCUUGUGACAUACCGAGUCAUAACUACACGUUUACCUGGGACCCAAAUCCGGACUGGUCACAUUUCUUCGCUUAUGGUCCAGAGAUCCAGAAGUACUUUGUCGGCUUUGCGAAAAGGCAUGGAAGCGAGAAGUACAUGAAGCUCAACAGCAAAGUGGUCGAAUGCAAAUGGAACGAGGAUAAGGGCAUCUGGGAAAUAACCAUUGAGGACCAAAACACGAAGGAAACGUGGAAUGAUUGGGCACACGUUGUCGUAAACGGUACCGGUAUCCUGAACAACUGGCAAUGGCCAAGCAUAGAAGGCCUGCAUGAUUUUGCUGGUCCAAAGAUGCAUAGCGCGAGCUGGGAUCACGGUAUCGAUCUUGAUGAUAAAGUCAUUGGCGUGAUUGGCAACGGCAGCACGAGCGUCCAGAUCGUGCCACAGCUCCAGAAGGUGGCGAAGAAGGUGCAAGCAUACAUGCGAUCACCUACCUGGAUCAGCCCGCCAUUUGGGUCUGCUGCGCUCACAAGCGUACAAAAGGGGCAGGACGUUGACCCAGGCAUGCGACAGUACGAGUUCACAGACGCCGACAAGCAACGAUUCCGGGAAGACAAGGAUUUCCAUCUGCAGUUUCGCAAAGGCAUCGAGGCUGAGAUCAAUGGCUUGUUCGGCAUGUACAGGCAAGACUCUGAUCUUUCAAAGCAGUUCAGACAGGUGAUCACAGAUGAAAUGAAUCGAAGAAUGGGACCUGGCAACCAAGAACUCAAGGACUUCAUUAUCCCGACGUGGUCACCUGGCUGCAGACGAAUUUCACCGGGAGAUGGCUACCUAGAAGCGCUUGUACAGCCCAACGUGGAGCCGAUCAUGGUCGGCAUUGAGAAAGUCGUACCCGAAGGCAUCCAAACAACAGAUGGUGUGGUACAUAAGAUGGAUGUGCUAGUUUGUGCGACUGGCUUCAAGGUAGCCUUCCAGCCAGCCUUCCGAGUGGUGAACGCCGCUGGAAAGACGAUACAGGAAGAUUGGGUCAAUGGUCCUAAUCUCUAUCUUGGAGUGAGCGCCCCACGCUUUCCCAACUACUACACCAUCGUCGGGCCUGGAGCGACCUGGUCGAACGGCACUCUCCUCCCGUCGAUCGAGACUACAAUCGAGUACUCCGUGAAGAUGAUGAAGAAGAUCCAGACAGAAGCCAUCAAAGCCAUCGAAGUCCAGCAAGAAGCUCUUGAUGAUAUUUAUGCACAUUUCGAUGAGUUCCACAAGACGACGGUAUGGCAAGAAGAGUGUCGGUCGUGGUUCAAGGAUGGUAAGGUCAAGAAUAGGAUAUAUCUUUGGCCCGGUUCGACAAUCCACUUCUUGAAGACUAUCAAAGAGCCAAGGAUGGAGGACUACAACAUCCGAUGGAGGCACAAGAACAGGUUCGCAUUCUUGGGGAAUGGUGAUGUGAAGGCUACUGCGAAUCGGGAUGUCGAUGGUUUGAGCAGGUAUAUGAGGAGCAGUGAUCACGAAUGGACUGUGGACUAA